Acipenser ruthenus (sterlet) is the source of this 4404-nucleotide messenger RNA. RefSeq names its product rap1 GTPase-activating protein 2-like. Gene Ontology annotation, biological process: regulation of small GTPase mediated signal transduction; activation of GTPase activity. Gene Ontology annotation, cellular component: cytoplasm; plasma membrane. NCBI's taxonomy places the organism in Eukaryota, Metazoa, Chordata, Actinopteri, Acipenseriformes, Acipenseridae. Bases 389 to 2719 code for a protein of 776 amino acids. The transcript is spliced from 27 exons. Gene Ontology annotation, molecular function: GTPase activator activity. The record is from RefSeq and is a predicted model, not a curated record.
CAUUUAGAAUGUAAUCGACUUCAUUUUUCAACUGUAUGACUUUUAUUUAGGUUUAAUUAUGUAUUAAUGUAUUUCUAUUGUUAUUUAAGUGAAGUCACACCGUAGCAUACAUUCCGCAUGUUUAUAUGAAGAACGUGUAAUGUAGCCUAGAUAGGUAUAUUUAUUAAAACGCUGAAACUUGAAUGAAUGAGUUAGUGUAAUUAGACAGUCCCUCUGCCCCCAGGUGUGCAUGGUAGGUCCUAAAGCGAACACGUCACGAGUCUUGACUUCACCUGCAUACCGGUCAUACGGCUGCGUCGGGAGCUGAUAAAAACUAUAAACACGCUGUGAAGUCUGGACCCAAGCAACACAGAAGGAGGAAGCUGGUAAAUCCAAACCUGAGCCGAACAUGUCAGCCAGUAAACAGCCAGCUGAGAGUCGCUGGGAGCUUGUGCGAUGGUAUGUGAAGGAAGGCAGGUUUAAGAUAGAAGAGAGAACCCUGACCGCGUUCCAGUGGCUGUACUCUCCCUAUCAGCACCGCAUCGUCAACAGAGCAGAGCUGCAGUCUCCUCACAGGAUUGACAAAUCAACCAUCGCUGCCCUCAAAGCCAGGAAGCAGGAGAUGCUAAACCUCUCCGAUGCACCUCUAAGUGACCGGCCACCCUCCCCUCCCCGCACUGCACCCCCCAACAUGAAGUCGGCAGAGUUCUUCGAUAUGCUGGAAAGGAUGCAGGUCCCAAAAGCAGAAGAGCAGAAAAGUGGGACCCAGAGAAACAAGGAUGAUUACAUUCCCUAUCCACGAAUUGAAGAGAUCCUGGAGAAGGGGGGUCCGUACUCGCUGGUGAUCCUGCCCCAGUUUGGGGGGUACUGGAUCGAGGAUCCUGAGAGCGUGGGCACCCCCUCCUCGGCAGACAGCAGCUUCUACGAGGAAGAGGACGGGGGCUUGAGCCCUGGCACCUUCGGGUACAAACUGGAGUGCAAUUGCACCGCGCGUGCCUACCGGAAACACUUCCUGGGCAAGGAGCAUAUGAAUUUUUACUGCAGUGGCAGCAGCCUGGGAAACCUCAUUCUCUCCCUGAAGUAUGAGGAAGUGGAAAACCAGGAAUACCUCCGAAUAAUACUCAGGUCCAAAGUCAAAACCUUACACGACAGAAUCUCCCUGGCUGGACUCUGCAAGCUUCCCAGCAUCCCGCAGAUAGCCAAGGUACAGUACAGAGCCCCAGUGCCCCUGCAGAUAGCCAAGGCUCUCUGUGAUGAUGUGACUGGUUUGAAGUUCAAUCCUGUGCUCUACCCAAGGGCGUCCCAGCUGAUAGUAACUUACGAUGAGCAUGAAGUCAACAACACCUUCAAGUUCGGCGUGGUCUAUCAGAAAUCUGGACAGAUCUCCGAGGAGCAGCUCUUUGGAAAUAAUGAAGAAAGCCCUGCUUUUGAAGAAUUCCUAAACUUACUUGGGGACAAGAUCCAGCUGCAGGAUUUUAAAGGUUUCCGAGGAGGUCUUGACGUGACCCACGGCCAAACUGGUGCAGAGUCCGUCUACACUGUGUUCAAAGACCGAGAGAUCAUGUUCCACGUCUCCACCAAGCUGCCCUACACUGAGGGAGACACGCAGCAGCUGCAGAGGAAGAGGCACAUUGGGAAUGACAUUGUAGCCGCGGUGUUUCAGGAAGAGAACACACCUUUCGUGCCGGACAUGAUCGCGUCGAACUUCCUGCACGCCUACAUCGUCGUGCAAGUCGAGGACCCCUGCACGGACCACACCUCCUACAAGGUGUCAGUAACCGCGAGAGAGGAUGUCCCUCCCUUUGGUCCGUCCCUGCCAAACCCGGCCGUCUUUAAGAAGGGUCCGGAGUUCAGAGAGUUCCUGCUUACGAAGCUGAUCAACGCAGAGAAUGCCUGCUACAAGUCCGACAAGUUUGCGAAGCUGGAGGGUCGGACGCGGGCAGCGCUGAUUGAUAACCUCCACGACGAGAUCCACUCACAGACGAUGGCCAUGCUGGGGCUGGGCUCCGACGAGGAUAAGCUGGAGAACGGCAGCCACCACGGCUUCCUCGAGUCCUUCAAGAGGGCGAUCCGCGUGCGCAGCCACUCCAUGGAGACGAUGGUGGGCACCCACAAGAAGCACCACAGCGGGGGGGUGCCGGGCAGCCUGAGUGGGGUGAUCUCCCAGAACAGCAGCGAGUGCACCAAGAGCACCUUCUCGCCUCCGGUGCUGUCUGCAAAGAGCCCUCUGAAGAGUCCAGGGAAGAGGCGAUCUGGGCUGUUCCCCCGCUUGCAUGCCAGCACUGAGAGCCAGGGAGACAGCCGGACUCGAUGUGACAGCCUCUCGAGUGCUCAGAAGACCCCAGACAGCGGCCACGUGUCACAGGAUGUGAAGUCAGAGACCUCCUCCAAUCCCAGCUCUCCUGAAAUCUGCACCAAUAAAGAGAGGUCCUACAUCAAGCUGAAGGACAGCAGUCGCUCCAACAUCUCCCGCUCCUCCUCCAGCACUAGCAGCAGCAGCAUGGCCGGGGAGAGCGAGGCCCUGGAGGAGAACGAGAGUGCGAGCAGCCAGCCCUCCACAGCCUCCCCGUUCCGUGGCGAUGCGUUUCUGUACAGCCCGUCGCUGAGCUGCGAUUCCCAGAGCUCCGCCCCUCCCGUCAUCAUGUGCCGCAGCCCCACAGACGUGAAGAGCAAGACGUCUCCAAGAUCCAACUUGAAAUUCAGGUUCGAUAAACUGAGCCACUCCAGUACAGGACACUAGCAGAGGCUGGGAGGAGGGAAUUCAGAGGGGACCCAGAUUAACCAAGAAAGGAGUGGUAUGGAUUUGAUUGCAGAAGAUGCAAGUGCAACCUGACUUUGCUGUUUGAGUGAUGUAUUACUGCCAGCCCCAACCCCUGCUCUAACCUGCAAGGUGGUAUUCUACCACUGUAAAGCAGAGACAGAUACAAGCGUUUGACCUGGAGCCUGGUCUUCUAAAGAGCCUGGGACACAUUCACAACAAAAGCACCUCAAGACACAGGAUCCUACUUGAGACAACACCACAGAGCAGCACUCCUAUCCAGCCAUGUACUGCAGGUUUACCAGGCACCCUCAGACGUAUGCAGCCCUGCAUUGUGCAUCCACAUCAUACAAUAAACAGCAGGGGAAAGUAUGCUAGAAGAAAAUCUGCAGCCGUCACAUACCAGAUUAUCAGCACCUCCUGAUAACGCAGCCCCAGAGAGCGUUUGUUCUGGUUUUAACUGUGCUGUCCUCACUCUCAUUAGAAUUGGGGUGCAGAUGUCACACUAGGGCACUGCGCUGUGUAUGUGCAAUGCUGCAUUCAAGAGACCACUUUCCUUUGGGGGGGCUGCAUUAAAUGCAAAGGGGUUGUAUAGCAUUAAGAAUACCUCCGUUAAAUAUCACACUGUAUUGCUGUAUAGAGCACACACUUAGGCGACAGACGCACUGCCACCUAAAGCAUACAAUGAACUCUAUAUAGAGGCUUGCCUUUAGAGGUCCGUUUCAUUUCUAGUGCUGCUGUCCUUAUAUAGCUGCUUUUAGUAACCGUGCUCACACAGCGUAAAACAGCAGGAAUCUUUCAUACAGCAGCACCAUCAUUAAAAGGGUUGUAUUGAAAGUGUAGAAGAGAAACACUGGACUGUUUUUUGUUCAUAAAGCCCCAUUGAUUUCCAGUGAUCUAAUUGCAUUACUUAUGCAAGAAAAUACAUCUCCACAAAUACUCCUAAAUUAAUAAGAGGCCUUUAAGAAGAUACAACUAUAUAAUAAUAUUAAAGAUAUCUGAAGUCGCUAUCACUGCGCCGGUCAUUUCUGACUGCCACUAACACUUCAAAUUAUUGCUCAUAAGCACACAUCGCUGAAGUGAGCUUUACCUCCAUGAAUGUGAACUCCCUGUUUCUCUUGAACAGCUGGUGUACUUGCUAGCCAUACUGAAGCCCCCUUCACAUCACGAUGAUUGGGUGAGGAGUUAAAAGUGGUCCUAAAGUGAACGCAAGGCUUGUGACUUACUUUUGAAACACUGGCAUGUACACCUAGAUGUAAGACUUGGUAUUGAUAAAGAUUAGGCUCACCGUGAUGUAGUGUAAUAAAUACUGUACUGGUAUGUUAUCACAGCGCACACCGGACACACAGACACAGCAGGUUUCAGUAAUAAUAGACAAUUCGAGGGGUUUAAGAGAGAGCCUCUGAAACAGGGCUCCUGGUCUGUGGUUUCCGAAGCGAUCCACAGCAGAAAUGAUGUAAAUACUAGAUUUAAUUUAUUGCGAUUUCAGCACAUUGCCUUUUGUUGUUCAUCGUGUAUAAAAAGAGAUAAGUAUAUAAUUAAUAAAUAAAUAAAUAGAUUUUAAAAGAUUUAAAUGAGAGGAUUACGUCUAUGUAUAGCUGGUUUUAUGUAAUGUGUCCAUGCAGAAUUUGCUAUAAAAUAAUAAAAAUGUUGUAUUUUGUGUCAAA